ACUCCCCGUCAACCCCCGCAGCUCCUCCAUCUCUCUCUCUCUCCCCGUCCAUCAUGGCGUCAUCCUGCGCCGCUCCGGCAUCACUGGGCGGGACCUCGGCGGCUCGGCACUGCCAGCCGUCGGGCACUUCCGCCGGGCUCGGGUUUCCUUCCAGUCGGCAUUUAAAUUGAGCUGCAGGACCGUCAGCUGCUGCUACAUUCCGCGCCGCGCCGUGACAGAACAUCGGGCUACUCGUAUUUUACAUUUUUAUUUUUCGCCCUCCACGCAGCCAUUGGUCCCGAGGAGGAAGGUUCCGGGGGGGCUUUUUGUGGGCAGAAGAGCCGGAGUACGUUGAACAAUAACGGCGGCUGCGCUCCUGACAGCCGCUCGGUGCAUCAUUGUUGGGAUUCCUCCGCUCGGCCGGUGGACGAAAUUGAAUAGCGGUAACGUGGAGAGGAAUUAUCUAGUUUUCGUUUAAUUUAAAUAAGUAUUGGUACGAAAAAAACUAAUUCAAACUAAUUUAAUGCGAAAUUAUUAUUAUUCUGUUGGCCCCGGGAGCACAAGUGGCCUGGACUCGAUGACGAGGGCGCAUUUGAAGGGUCGGCUUUAAAAUUCAGAUAGAACAAUUCAUUUAUUUAUUUAUUUUUUUCAUUUAGUUGCAGACGUUACAUAUAUUCAAAAUAACCUUCCACUGGGCGGAAUAUAACACCAGACCAAGCCUCAAUAUUAUCAAUAACAACAACAACAACAACAACAACAACAACAACAGGCAUUCUAGUGAAGCAUGACAGACUGACUGACUUCAACAAUUAUAUUUUUCUAAUUUGAGAAACCUUCCAUUAGGUUAGUUCUCAGCUUCUUCUUCUCGUCUUACAAGCGAGGAACUCUCCUCAGCUCCACCUUUUUUAUAAGACCAGGAUCCCUCAAGGACGUUACAUAUUUGCAGACCUUUCAGGAUUCAUCUCUGACAAGUCACUAUCUACUAAGCAACCAUGUUCAGCUGGCUUGGGACCGACGACAGGAGGAAGAAGGAUCCAGAGGUCUUCCAGACCGUCAGUGAGGGACUCAAGAAGCUCUACAAGACCAAACUCCUGCCGCUGGAGGAGAGCUACAAGUUCCACGAGUUCCACUCUCCGGCCCUGGAGGAUGCAGACUUUGACAACAAGCCCAUGGUCCUACUGGUGGGACAGUACUCCACCGGCAAGACCAGCUUCAUACGCUACCUGUUGGAGCAGGACUUUCCCGGCAUGCGGAUCGGCCCCGAACCCACCACGGAUUCCUUCAUCGCGGUGAUGCACGGCGACACCGAAGGAGUGAUCCCCGGCAACGCUUUGGUGGUCGACCCCAAGAAGCCCUUCAGGAAGCUGAACGCGUUUGGAAACGCAUUCCUCAACAGGUUUGUGUGUGCCCAGCUGCCAAACCCAGUGCUGGAAAGCAUCAGUGUGAUUGACACCCCAGGGAUUCUGUCAGGAGAGAAACAGAGAAUAAGUCGAGGCUACGACUUCGCCGCCGUCUUGGAGUGGUUCGCAGAGCGAGUGGACCGGAUCAUAUUACUGUUUGACGCCCACAAACUGGACAUCUCUGACGAGUUCUCAGAUGUGAUCAAAGCCCUGAAGAACCACGAAGACAAGAUCAGGGUUGUGCUGAACAAGGCGGACCAGAUCGAGACCCAGCAGCUGAUGAGGGUGUACGGUGCCCUGAUGUGGUCACUGGGGAAAAUAGUCAACACCCCUGAGGUGAUCCGCGUCUACAUCGGGUCCUUUUGGUCCCACCCUCUGUUGAUUCCAGACAACAGGAAGCUGUUCGAGGCGGAGGAGCAGGAUCUAUUCAAGGACAUUCAGUCUUUGCCGAGAAACGCGGCGCUCCGAAAACUCAACGAUCUGAUCAAGAGGGCGAGACUGGCCAAGGUCCAUGCCUACAUCAUCAGCGCCCUGAAGAAGGAGAUGCCCUCGGUGUUCGGAAAGGAGAACAAGAAGAAAGAACUCAUCGGCAGUCUCGGAGAUAUUUACAAACGCAUCGAACGAGAGCAUCAGAUAUCGCCUGGAGAUUUUCCCAAUCUGAAGAAGAUGCAGGACCAACUCAAUUCUCAGGAUCUCAACAAAUUCCAGCCUCUGAAACUGAAACUCCUGGAGGCGGUGGAUGACAUGCUGUCCCACGACAUCGCCGGCUUGAUGGUGCUGGUGCGCCAGGAAGAAAACCAGCGUCCCAACCCGGUCGUGAAGGGCGGCGCGUUCGACGGCACGUCGGACGGCCCGUUCGGCCACGGGUACGGCGAAGGGGCCGGCGAGGGCAUCGACGACGCGGAGUGGGUCGUCGUUCGAGACAAACCCGCCUACGACGAGAUCUUCUACACGCUGUCUCCCGUCAACGGGAAGGUGACCGGCGCCAACGCCAAGAGGGAGAUGGUGAAGUCGAAGCUGCCCAACACGGUGCUGGGGAAGGUCUGGAAGCUGGCCGACAUCGAUAAGGACGGGAUGCUCGACGAUGAGGAGUUCGCGUUGGCCAAUCACCUGAUAAAAGUGAAACUGGAGGGCCAUGAACUGCCAUCGGAGCUGCCUGCACACCUGGUUCCUCCUUCCAAGAGGAAAAUACCAGAGUAAAUGUAAGAUUGCGUCAUCCCCUGACCCCCCCCCCCCAAAAAAAACCUGUAAGUAGACCCACCCCAAUUAACAUAGUAAUACUCCUGUAGCAUUAUAGCAAUAUAUUUGACUCCUAUUCCCGCUCUAUUGCCGACAUCUGCAGUCUUUCCUGAGCUUCAAGAGGCAAAUAUUACAACGAAGUACUCAGUUAAACAAUAAAAAAAAUAAAUAAUGAUAAUUAUUGCUAAUGUGCUGUCGGCGUGUGGAUUCAAAUGAUACGUUUCUGCAGCGCUUAAAUGUCUUUUACUGGAGAAGAACAUCAAGAAGUGUCCUCUUUUGUAUUUCAGGGUGAGCUGUUAGGCUGAACAGGUGUUAGAGAUGUUAGGACAACCGAUUAUUAGUUAUUAGUAAAGAGAAAAAAAAAGCUAAAGCGAGACACACUGGAAUACAGGAGAAUGUAAGGUGACCCAAACUACUGGAAGAAAAUGGGAGAGAUGCGACAAUGUGAAGACGAAAGGAGAUCUCAAAGGAAGGAUCGUUCUCGGGGGAAAAAGGAAGAUCGGGAUAUAAAAAUGCUGAAUAUUAUUGUAUCAUCAUCUUUGUUUCCACAAUAAAACAUGUCACGGUAUCUCGAGAUGCUGCCUUAAUUUUGGCCUCCCGGCACCACUGACGCUUCUGGCUUUUUUUGUUUGUUUUUCGUGGCGACAUAAUAAACAGCUUCAAGGAUUUCCUGUCGGGUCGCUUGAGAACACACACACACACACACACAUGAUUCUGAGUAUAUGAUUUGUAACCAGAGGAGAGUAACUCUUCAAAUUAUUCUAAAAAAUAAAAUGCCAAGUGGUUUCUCUCU
Messenger RNA from Cyclopterus lumpus (lumpfish), 3411 nucleotides. It is a transcript of the gene ehd3, whose product is annotated as EH-domain containing 3. The transcript has 8 exons. Bases 972 to 2579 code for a protein of 535 amino acids. Gene Ontology annotation, biological process: endosomal transport; endocytosis. Gene Ontology annotation, molecular function: calcium ion binding; protein binding; GTP binding. Lineage: Eukaryota; Metazoa; Chordata; Actinopteri; Perciformes; Cyclopteridae. Gene Ontology annotation, cellular component: cytoplasm; plasma membrane. The record is from RefSeq and is a predicted model, not a curated record.